This is a messenger RNA of Talaromyces amestolkiae, 945 nucleotides long. RefSeq lists its product as uncharacterized. Bases 1 to 945 code for a protein of 314 amino acids. Gene Ontology annotation, cellular component: nucleus. Lineage: Eukaryota; Fungi; Ascomycota; Eurotiomycetes; Eurotiales; Trichocomaceae. The transcript has a single exon. Gene Ontology annotation, molecular function: cis-regulatory region sequence-specific DNA binding. The record is from RefSeq and is a predicted model, not a curated record.
AUGUUGACUGAGCCAGUCAAAGAAUGGCCCGUCUUUCAAAAAUGGUCGACAGACGAACUUCUAGCCAAGUACAGCAGCACGACCUUCCGCGCUGAAGCUGUAGACUGGCCAUUGAACACGUACGUUGAAUACAUGAGGAACAACUCAGACGAAAGUCCCUUAUAUCUCUUCGACCGCAGUUUUGUGGACAAAAUGGGCUUGGAAGUCGGUCACCCUUCAGUCGUCCCCAAUGCUGCGUAUUGGCCACCACCAUGCUUCGGGGAAGAUCUGUUCGCUGUUCUCGAUUCAGACCGUCCUGAUAGUCGAUGGCUCAUCAUAGGACCUGAGCGAUCAGGAAGUACUUUCCACAAAGAUCCUAACGCGACAAGUGCGUGGAAUGCUGUACUCCGUGGGUCCAAAUAUUGGAUUAUGUUUCCGUCUUCGUCUAAACUGCCCCCUCCUCCUGGCGUUUACGUUUCGGACGACCAGAGUGAGGUGACGUCGCCUCUCAGUAUUGCUGAAUGGUUGAUAGGCUUUCAUGCAGAGGCAAGACGCACGCCAGGAUGUCUUGAGGGGAUCUGUGGAGAAGGGGAAGUUUUACACGUUCCUUCAGGCUGGUGGCAUUUGGUGGUCAACCUCGAGCCGUCAAUUGCUAUUACACAGAACUUUGUGCCUAGAGGACAUCUAUCUGCGGCUUUAGACUUUCUACAAAACAAAGCCGACCAGGUAUCUGGCUUCCGUAAAAAUGUCGACGAUCCUUUCGCUAGAUUUGUCGAGAAGAUGAGACAAUCGUAUCCAGAGCUCCUUGACGAAGCGCUGGAAGACCUAGCAAAACAAAAGGAAGGAAGGAAGCGAAAAUGGGAUGAAAUUGUUCAUGCUAAUUCUCGGGUCGAUGACCCAAGCGGCAAAGCUGAAGAGUUCAGCUUUGGAUUUGGUGGGGACGAUAGUGAUAUCGAAGUCCCUUAG